UUUUCACAAACAAUGAAGCGUUUCAGAGAUUUUCCAGUGUGUGUUGUGGAAAUAACGUGUGGUGAAAAGUCGAUGAUCAACAAUGUACUGUGUAUCAUAUUCAAUUCAGUUGUCUCAUUGAACGAAUGGGUAGAGCAUCGUACCUUACUUACAACCGUAAAACCUUACCGAUUCCGGUUACCAGCCCGGACCUAGGGUAUUUUCUAAGCUAUCUAUCUAUCUAUGAUAAAAUGCUCCAUGUGUGACUGAAGCUGAAUUUGGUAAAUAGUAUUUACCCUGCAUUUCUCUAUAAGAAAAGUGUUUUCUAUCAGAAAUGAUAUGACAGUGACAAAUGCGAAACAGCACAUUAUACUAAACGUAUGAAGGUGAAUCUAAACAUAGGAGGAAAAACUUAAAUACUCGACCAAAACAGACGGCACCGAAAUCGCAGUUUCGUGCUAUUUUAUGCACGAAUUUAAACUCUGACAGACACCGUCAUCGAUUCGAGAAACGACGAAGUUCGUCUAGAUUACCGAUAGAUUUGACCAUUGACAAGGCGCCCCAAAACGAUUGCUGUAUAUAGUGGUUGCCGGAACAAACUCUCAGCGCUCUUCAAAUGGACAAUGCUCGAAAUGCACAGGAUAGACGUCGCAGAACCAGGAAAGAGCGACGAAGGGACCGAAAACGCGGACAAAAUAAUAGGAGCAACAGUAACAACGUCCAACAGCUUCAACGUCAAAAAGGUGAUGGCGACGUACAAAAGGCUACACAGGACAUUGUUGCAGAAAUCGUGGCCGGCUGUAACUGAAGUUCAGUUUCGUAGGGUCGUUACUCAAACAGUUCGCAGUUCCAUUGUUCGACCGGAAACGCGUCGAGAUUUUGUAGCGGGCGCUGUGCACCCUCGACGCUACCCCACACUAUUGUGGUCGAGAGGAUUCGCGGGUGCUGACCACAUGACACCUCGCCCGGUACUCCAGAACUCGGCGACCACAGCGGCAUUACUGUCCACUGUAUAAACAGCUUUGGCCAACGACACUUGUUGGCGUCGACCCUUCUAAUGCCAAUGUGGUUUCGGUUAACAACGCUCACGAGGCCGAUGCCGACAACGGCGACGACGGUGUUUCCGCAGCAGCAAGUAAAUCUGGCACUGAAGUGAAUACCAAAUAUGAAUAUAUGCUGAUACCUUGCAAAACUGUCAAUGAUGUGAGACGUUUUAUCGGAUCUGUAACAAAUUACGAGAGCUUAACUAUAUUAGUUAUGCUAAGCCUCAACGCCAACUUCAUUAGAUAUGUAGCAAAUGCUGAAUUACCCAUUUACAGAAAAAUCAAUGGAUACAUUGUUUCGUUCAAAUACACCGCUGCUUCGGUAAAAUUUCGAUUUUACCCACGUAUAGAUAAGUUACUUUGGAAUUUGUGAAGUUAAUAAAUAUCGGACCAGCAGCA
Molecule: messenger RNA, 1421 nt
Organism: Varroa destructor (honeybee mite)
Lineage: Eukaryota; Metazoa; Arthropoda; Arachnida; Mesostigmata; Varroidae
Source: RefSeq, a predicted model, not a curated record